UCAUCAAUGUGCGACAGCACCGUCGAUAUCUGCCAAUGGAGGAGCGGGCGACGUCAGCAACUUUGAAAAAAGCUUUAAAAACCCAUUUCGGGUUCAGUAGCUUUAGAUCUCAGGUCCAGGAAAAUGUUAUCAAAGCGGUUGUUCGAGGUGACAGGGACGUGUUUGUGUGCAUGCCCACUGGGGCAGGAAAGUCUCUGUGCUAUCAGCUGCCUGCUCUCCUGGCUGAAGGCAUCACUUUGGUCAUCUCCCCGCUAAUUGCUCUCAUUCAGGACCAAGUGUCCCACCUGAGGGAUCAGAACAUCCCCGCCCACUCCAUCAACUCCAAGCUUGCAGUGGGAGAGCGGCGGGUGAUCCUCGCCGACUUACAGAGCCAGAGCCCGAAGCUGAAGCUGCUCUACAUCACGCCGGAGAUGGUGGCGUCUGCGUCGUUCCAGCCUCACCUGACUGACUUGUGCUCGCGAGGCCUCCUGUCCUACCUAGCUGUGGACGAGGCCCACUGCGUCUCCCAGUGGGGUCACGAUUUCAGGCCCGACUACCUCAAACUGGGGGACCUGCGCUCUCGCAUGCCCGGGGUCGCCUGCAUAGCGCUCACAGCGACAGCCCCCAGCAACGUUCAAGAAGACAUCAUCCGGUCCCUGGAGCUGCGUCUUCCCCUGUCCUUCACAACGCCCGUUUUCCGCUCCAAUUUGCACUACGACGUCAUCUUCAGUGAGAUUCUUCCGAACCCUUUCGUUCACCUCCACGUCUUCAUCCAGAAGGCACUGGCUCUUGGCAGCGGCUCCAACGGAAAGGGCUGUGGGAUCGUGUACUGUCGGACCAGAGAGGGCUGUGAGACUGUGGCCCACCAGCUUACCAAGCUCGGUGUCCUAGCAAAGCCUUAUCAUGCUGGUCUCAAGGCCCAAGAUCGCACAGAAGCCCAGAAUGACUGGAUGCAGGGGAAAGUCCUGGUGAUUGUGGCCACCAUCAGCUUUGGUAUGGGUGUAGACAAGGCCAGUGUAAGGUUUGUUGCUCAUUGGAACCUGGCAAAGUCCAUGGCCAGCUACUACCAGGAGUCCGGGCGAGCAGGGAGAGACGGACUGCCGUCCCUGUGUCGCAUUUACUACUCCCGGAAGGAUAUGCAGCAAAUUAAAUUCCUCGUCCAUAAGGAGAUUGCACGUAAACAGGAAAAGCGCAACUCUGCAAAAGAAUGCGACAAAUCAGCCAUUAAAGACCUUGAAGCCAUGGUGUCCUUUUGCGAGCAGGAGAGUUGCCGCCAUGCCUCCAUUUCCAAGUUUUUCGGGGACAAGCCACCCAACUGUUCAGGCGCUUGCGACUGCUGUUCCAACCCCAAAGUUGUGCGGGCCCAGCUGGAGAGGGUGUCCAGCCUCAACACUGGGAUCACAGCUCACAGCAAAGAGUCCCAUGGCCCCUUUGGUUUCAACCAGGACUUUUAUGAAGGAGGAAAAAAGGGAUAUGGCUUUGAGAGGUUUGACGAAGGGGAAGACAAUGUUGAAGACGAUGCCAAGAGGAAACAGGAGUUCUCCGACCUCUUCAAGAAGCAGAUGAUGCUCAGGAAGGGACUUGCCACCCAGACGGACAACUUCAUUCCUCCAGACGCCAACUGCCCACUCAGAGAGGCGAGCUGUCAGAGGAUCCCCAGGCUCACCGUGAAGACCAGAGAGCACUGCCUAUCCCUCCUGCAGGAGGUAUUAUAUGGCCACCAGAGGGCAGACGACGCGUUCAGCUGUCUUCUCACCUCAGCUGUGGAUAUUGAACAUGAGGUGUUCAAGAGCAGCAAGUCUUCCAACUUGUACAAAGCAGCCAUAUUAAAAAAGGUGUCCGAGAUGAAGAAAGCGCCUGCUGUGACAGAGCAGGUGAAGAGCUGCAGUGGAGGCGAAGCCAUGCGGAAACAUGAAGAGGAGGCGUCCUCCUCUUCGUCCUUAUCCGAGGAGCUGCAUGGGUUUAAAUCUGCAUCCGAGGUCUACUCGAUGAAGCGUAAGAGAAUGGGAGCAGGCCACAGGGGCUCGUCGCACUCCCACCUGGCUGCCAAGGAUCUGCUGAAGCCCUCCAUGGAGGACAGUACGUCUGAUAAGGGAGCGCCUUGUAGCACCACAGGUGGCGUUAAAGAGGAGCUAAAAGGAAAAUGGAAAGAUAACCCUGUGCCUAUGACAUCAUCGAUGCAAGCUGUAGCCGCCACCUCCUUGUCCUCCUCGAGUAGCCCCGUUAAGGGAGGCCGAGCUGUGAGCAAGAAGCAGCAGAAGCUGGCAGAAGCUGCAAAAGGUUCUCGCAUCAUCUCGCAAUAUUUUAGGACACAGACGACGACGGAGGUGCUUUCCUCCCCUACGGAUGAUAUGAGUCCAGAGGAAAACAUGAACCAAGGGCAGGAGUCGCCUAGCAUCUUGGAGGCUGUAGGUGGCGCUGUGGAGCCAGUCGUUCAAGAAGACAUCAUUGUGAUAAAUAGUGAAGACGAAGAAGAGAUGCUUCAAGACACUGAACUGAACAAUCUGCUGUCCACCACAGAAGUGGACACAACUCAGGAAGGCCGCAGUGUAUCCGUAACACAAGAGGCGUGCGUGUUGGAAGCCCAACAAGAGCAGCUUCCGCCAGCCAAAAGAGGUCGCUCGGCGGAGAGUAAGGGGAGCGGCCGGAGAGUGACCUUUGACCCCACCGUGCAGCAGAGGGUCCUGCAGGCGGGUCCAAUAACGACUGUGACGCUGAAGGAGGCUGCUGACGUGGUGGUCCGCUACCUGGAUCCGUUUUACACUCAGGGGAAGUUCGCUAACAAGGACCUGUUCAAGUCCUUCGCCCGCUAUCUGUCCCAUCUGCUGGCAGAGGGGAGGAGCCUGGCCAAGGGUCAAGUCAAAGCAGAGGCCAAGGCGCUGAUUAAGCAGUUCUUCUGCAACGUCAAACGCUGCGAGAGCGAGGCGGACUGGAAGCACCUGAAACGACCCGGUUACUGUGAAAGCACCACCAGUCGGCGAUGACCUGGAGAGGACAUGAAGAUUUUAGGGCUUCUUCUUUGUCAGUGCCUAAGCUUGUCUUGUUGCUGUAAGCUCAGGUGUCUCAGACACACACACACACCUAGACACUUUCACACAAUAGCAGCGUGCUCACACCAAGUCAUUGUACCGUGAUGGUACAUCCUCCUAGCCCCUCCCCUAACACCUGUGUGAAGCUGGCCCUUGUCAUUGCAAUAUUAAAAUACUACUUCUGUUCGUUUGUGCAACAUUUGUUUGUGCCAUUGUCAUUUUCAUUUGUGAAGUUUCUAAGUAAGUCUAAAAAUAUAUUUUCUAACUAGUGAUGUCACACAGCACCCCCUACUACCCCCCCUCCCCCCCCCCAAGUAAAACGUUUGUGCUGUUAUGGUUUUCAUGCUAACGUUCAUCUUUAUUCACAUGCAGCUACCCUCCACCUUGUCUAAAUCGUUCUAAACUUGUCUCAAACAUUUGUGCUACGUUUGUGCUGUCAAGAAAAAUGUUUGUGUGACAGUCUUGCACCUUUGUGCUGUAAAAAACAUUUAUGAUAUUAUAGUUUUCAUAUUACUACAAUUAUUUGAUUAUUCCCGACAGCCCCCACCCCCAUUUCCUGCCCAAAUCUUCCAUACUUGUCCCAAACAUUUGUGUAGUUUGGGCUAAAGUUGUGCUCGUUUGCACUGUAAAAAAAACAAUUUGUGGUAUUACGGUUUAAUGUUAUUAACAUUUCAUUAUUAUUCACAUGCAGCCCCCCAUCUUUUCCAAAUCUCUACAAACGUGUCCUAAACAUUUGUGCUACAUUUGUGCUGUCAAGAAAAAUAGUUUGUGCUACAGUUGUGCUUGUUUGCGCUGAAAAAAAACCAAAACAUUUGUGCAAUUAUAGUUUUAAUGUUAUUAACGUUUUAAUAUUAAUCAUACCCAGAACCCCCCAACCCUACACACCUUGUCCAAAUCUCAUUAAACUUCUUGCCCCAACCAUUUUGCUACAUUUGUGCGGUCAAGAAAAAUCUAAACAUUUGUGCUAUUAUGGUUUUAAUGUUAACACUCAUUAUUAUUCACAAGCAGCCCCCCACCUCGUCUAAAUCGCUCAAAACAUGUACCAAAUGUUUGUAGUACGUAUGUGCUUUCAAAGAAAACAUUUGUGCUACAGUUGUGCUUGUUUGUGCUGUAAAAAACAUUUGUGCUAUUAUGGUUUUUAUGUUACUACCAUUUUGUUAUUAUUCCAAUGCAGCCCCUCGACCCUCUUUUUUGUUAAAAUGUCUUACAAAUCACAAAUUCCAAUUUGUGCUACAUUUGUGCUGUCAAGAAAAAAAGUGCUACAGUUGCACUCUUUUGCACUGUAAAAAAACAAACAUCUGCUAUUAUGGUUUCAUGUCAACAUGCAAGCCCCUCACCUUGUCCAAAUCCCUCCAAACAUGUCCCAAAUGUUUGUGCUACAUUUGUGCAGUUGCAGAAAACAUUUUGUGAAGUCAAUGAAACAUUUUUGCUACAGUCGUGACCAUUUGUGCUGUAAAAAAAAAAACAUGUGAUAUUAUGGUUUUAAUGUUUUUACCAUGUUUUAAUUAUUUACACGCCACCUUGUCCAAAUUUCUCCAUAAUUGUUCCCAAACUAUUUUCCCAAAAAAUAGUCUGUGCUACAGUUGUGGUUGUUUGCACUGUAAAAAAAAAAAAAAUUCUGCUACGUAUUAUGGUUUUCAUGUUAUUACCAUUUUUCAAUUAUUCACACCAACCCCACAACUUUUCUUGUCCAAACAUAUAUCAUUUUCAAAAAAGCCAAUUUGUGCUACAGUUGUGCUCGUUUACGCUGUAAAAAACAAACAUUUUUGCUAAUAUGGUUUUUGUGUUAAUGUUUAAUAUUAUUUACAUGCAAUCCCCCCACCACCCACCUGUCCAAGUCUCUUUAAACUUGUCCCAAACAUUUGUGCUACAUUUGUGCUGUCAAGAAAAGUCUGUGCUACACUUGUGCUUGUUUGCGCUGUAAAAAAAAACAUUUGUGCUACGUAUUAUGGUUUUCAUGUUACCAUUUUUCGAUUAUUCACAUCAACCCCGCACCUUUUCUUGUCCAAAUCUCUUAACAAUCUCACAAAUCACAAUUUGUGCUACAUUUGUGCUUGUUUGCGCUAUAAAAGACAACAACAUUUGUGCUACGUAUUAUGGUUUUCAACUUAUUACCAUUUUUCAAUUAUUCACACUAACCCCACACCUUCUCCAAAUCUCUAACAAUCUCACAAAUCCCAAUUUGUGCUACAUUUGUGCUAUAGUUGUGCUCGUUUGAGCUGGAAAAAAACAAACAAUAUUGCUAACAGGGUUUUUGUAUUAAUGAUUAUUAUUAUUUACAUGCAAUCCUCCCACCACCCACCUGUCCAAAUCUCUUUAAACUUGUCCCAAAUAUUUGUGCUACAUUUGUACAGUCAGGAAAAACAUUUGUGCUGUCAAGAAAAAUAGUUUGUGCUACAGUUGUGCUUGUUUGCACUGGAAAACUACCAACCAUUUGUGCUAUUAUGGUUUUAAUGUUAUUGUUCAUUAUUAUACAAAUGCAAGCCCCUCGCCUUAUUUAAAUCCCUCCAAAUAUGUCCCAAAUGUUUGUGCUACAUUUGUGCAGUCAAGGAAAAAUAUUUGUGCUACAGUUGUGCACGUUUGUGCUGUAAAAAAAACAUUUGUGAUAUUACGGUUUUCAUAUUUUCACCAUGUUUUAAUUAUUCACACGCAGCUCCCCACACCCCACCUUGUCCAAAUCUCUCCGAACUUGUCCCAAACACUUGUGCUACAUUUGUGCUGUCAAGAAAAAUACUUUGUGCUACAGUUGUUCUCGUUUGCCCAAAAAAACCAAACCAACGUCUGGGACAUGUUUGGAAGGAUUUGGAUAAGGUGAGGGGCUUUCAGGUGAAUAAUAAUGAACAUUAACAUUAAAACCAUAAUAGCACACAUUUUUGUUUUUUUGUAGCACACACUAUUUUUCAUUUGUAAUGGUUUGAAUGUUUACAUAUAGGCUCCAGCACCCCCCGCUACCCGAGAGGGACAAGCGGUAGAAAAUGGAUGUAUGGAUGUUAUUAAAGUUUGUUAUUAUUCACAUGCAGCCCCCCACCUUGUCCAAAUCUCUUCAAAUGUGUCCCAAACGUUUGUGCUACAUUUGUGCUGUAAAAAAAACACUGUUUUCAUGUUAUUACCAUUUUUUGAUUAUUCACAUCAACCCAACACCCUUUCUUGUCCAAACAUCACACAAUCCCAAUUUGUGCUACAGUUGUUCCCGUUUGUGCCUUAAAAACACACAUUUGUGCUAUUAGGGUUUUCGUGUUAACGUUCAUUAUUAUUCACAUGCACCCUCCCACCACCCACCUUGUCCAAAUAUUUUUAGACUUGUCCCAAAACAUUUGUGCAGUCAAGAAAAACAUUUGUGCCACAGUUGUGCUCUUUUGCGCUGGGAAAAAAAACAACAUUUGUGUUAUUAUGGUUUUAAUGUUACUAACGUUCAUUAUUCCUCACAUGCAGAGAGAAGAGAUUUGGACAAGGUGGGGUGCUCCACAUUUUCCAAAUUUGUCCCAAACGUUUGUGCUACAUUUGUGCUGUAAAAAAAACAUUUGUGCUACGUAUUGUGGUUUUAAUGUUACCAUUUUUUGAUUAUUCACAUCAACCCAACACCCUUUCUUGUCCAAAUUCCCCACAAUCUGACAAAUCCCAAAUUUGUGCUACAGUUGUUCCCGUUUGCGCUUUAAAACAAACAUUUGUGCUAUUAGGGUUUUCGUGUUAAUGUUCAAUAAUAUUUACCUGCAUCUCCCCACCACCCACCUUGUCCAAAUCCCUUUAAACUUGUCCAAAACAUCUGUGUUGUCAAGAAAAACAUUUGUGCUGCAGUUGUGCUGUAAAAAAAACCUUUGUGCUAGGUAUUAGGGUUUUCAUGUUACCAUUUUUUUAUUAUUCACAUCAACCCAACACCCUUUCUUGUCCAAAUUUCGCCCAAUCUCCCAAAUCCCAAUUUGUGCUACACUUGUGCUACAGUUGUUCCCGUUUGCGCUUUAAAACAAACAUUUGUGCUAUUAGGGUUUUCUUGUUAACGUUCAAUAAUAUUUACCUGCAUCUCCCCACCACCCACCUUGUCCAAAUCCCUUUAAACCUGUCCCACAUAUGUGUUGUCAAGAAAAACAUUUGUGCUACAGUUAUGCUCUUUUGCGCUGGAAAAAAACAAAAAAACAUUUGCGCUAUUAUGGUUUUAAUGUUACUAACGUUUAUUAUUACUCACAUGCAGCCCCCCGCCUUGUCCAAAUCUCUCCAAAUGUGUCCCAAACGUUUGUGCUACAUUUGUGCUGUAAAAAAACAGUUGUGCUACAUAUUAUGGUUUUCAUGUUAUUACCAUUUUUUUAUUAUUCACAUCAACCCAAUACCCUUUCUUGUCCAAAUUUCUCACAAUCUGACAAAUCUCAAUUUGUGCUACUGUUGUUCCUGUUUGCGCUGUAAAACAAAAAUUUGUGCUAUUCUGGUUUUAAUGUUACUAACGUUCAAUAUUAUUCACAUGCAUCCCUCCACGUUGUUUAAAUCUCACCAAAUUCUUGCCCCAAACAUUUGUGCCGUCAAGAAAAACCUUUGUGCUACAGUUUUGCUCGUUUGCAAUGUAAAACAUAAAACAUUUGUGCUAUUACGGUUUCAAUGUCAACAUAUUAUUAUUCUCACACGUGCAAAUCUCUCCAAACUUGUCCCGAACAUUUGUGCUGUCUAAAAAUAUUUGUGAUAUCAAUAUUUCAGUAUCAAUCUGCACGUUACUAUGUGUGAAUAUAAUUAAAUAUAGUAACAUUGUAACCAUAAAAGCACAGAUAUUGUUUUUGAUUUGGACAAGGUAAGGGGCCUGCAUGUGAAUAUUUAUAUAAUGUUAAUAAUACCAUUAAAAUCUUAUUAGCACAAACGUUAAGGAAAAGGUGGGGGGGCUGUGUGUAAAUAAUAAAAUGUUAACAUUAAAACCAUAAUAGCACAAUGUUUUUGGUUUGUGCUGUCAAACAAAACAUUUGUGCUAUUAUGGUUUGAAUGUUAUUAACGUUUUAUUACUCACACCCACAGUAACGUGCAUAUUGAUACUGAAAUAUUAAUACCACAAAUGGUUUAAUGUUAACGUUAAAACCGUAAUAGCGCAAAUGUUUUUAUACAUCACAAAUAUAGCACAAAUGUUUUAUUUCAACAUUAAAACCAUAACCGCACACAUUUUUUGGAGAGCACAAAUGUUUUUGAGAGCACAAAUGUAGCACAAAUGUUUCUUAUACAGCACACAAUGUUUUUUUAAUAGAACACAAACAUUUUUUUUAUGUUAUUGACAUUAAAACUAUAAUAGCACAAAUGUUUUGGAGAGCACUAAUGUGGCACAAAUGUUUUAUGUUAACAUUACAACGAUAACCGCUCAAAUGUUUUUGAGAACACAAAUGUUUUUGUUAACAUUACAACAUAAUAGCACAAUGUUUUUAUGUUAACGUUAAAACCACAAUAACGCAAAUGGUUUUAUACAGCACAAUUAUAGCACACGUUUUUUUUAUUUCAUCAUUAAGACCAUAACUGCACAAAUGUUUUUGAGAGCACAAAUGUAGCACAAUUGUUUUUUUUAUACAGAACGCAAUGUUUUUUAAUACAACACAAAAAAAUGGUGAAUGCUUUUGACAUUAAAACAAUAGCACAAAUGUUUUAUUUCAACAUUAAGACCAUAACUGCUCAAAUGUUUUUGAGAGCACAAAUGUAGCACAAAUGUUUUUUAUACAACACAAAUGUUUUUUUUUACUUUACCAUUAAAACAAUAGCGCAAAUGUUUUUGAGGGAACAAAUGUUUUUUUAUACAGAACGCAAUGUUUUUUAAUACAACACAAAAAAUGUUUCAAUGUUAUUGACAUUAAAACAAUAGCACAACUGUUUUAUUUCAACAUUAAGACGAAAACUGCACAAAUGUUUUGAGAGCACAAAUGUAGCACAAAUGUUUUAUAUACAACACAAUUAUUUUUUUAACUUUACCAUUAAAAAAAUAGCGCUAAAAUGUUUUUGAGAGCACAAAUGUAGCACAAAUGUUUUUUUUAUACAGAAAGCAAUGUUUUUUUAAUACAACACAAAUAUUUUUUAAACGUUAGUCACAUUAAAACAAUAGCACAAAUGUUUUUAUACUGUACAAAUGUAGCACAAAUGUUUUGUUAACAAUAAAACCAUAACCGCACAAAUGUUUUUGAGAGCACAAAUGUAGCACAAAUGUUUUUUUAUACAGAAAGCAAUGUUUUUGUAAUGCAACACAAACAUUGUUUCAACAUUAGUGACAUUAAAACAAUAGCACAAAUGUUUUUAUACUGUACAAAUGUAGCACAAAUGUUUUGUUAACAAUAAAACCAUAACCGCACAAAUGUUUUUGAGAGCACAAAUGUAGCACAAAUGUUUUUUUAUGCAGCACAAAUGUUUUUUUUUUACUUCAACAUUAAUACAAUAAUAGCGCAAAUGUUUUUUUAUGCAGCACAAAUGUUAUUUUUUUAUGUUAAUGACAUUUAAACAAUAAUAGCACAAAUGUAGCUAAACAUUUUCAGGCUUUGUGAGAUUGCACAAGGUGCAGCGAGUGACCUCACUGGUCAGAAAAUAUAAUUUAGAACGGGCUGAAAACCCUUUAGUAGCACAAACAAAAGAAUGUACGGAACAAACGGAAGGCUGUGUUUUUUAAAUAUUUGCAACGACAAGGUUCUGCUGGCUGGUGCCCACACUAAGUAUUGACGCUAAUACCCGCAUGAUUACUUCUAUUUGGCUGUAUUACUGCAUUUCCUCUGCCUUUGUGGAUUAUUUUUUGUCUUAUUUCAAGUCAUUCUAAUGAUGAUUUCUAUUGUGGAAAGUGGCGCAGUCUGUCACUACGUGGGACGGGAGUGCACACAAAUGUAGCGCAUGUGAGCGAUUUGACUUUUGUACUAUUUUGAGUCUUAUUUCAUUCCUCAUAUAAAAGGUGCUGGUUAUCAUUAAUACGGUGCAAUUGGCCUCGUGUGAGUACGCCAUAAAAAACUGUCAACUGUCUUUUUUUGCUUUCCCAUCAAAUGACUGUGAUCAGUUUAGGUUUGCAUUCAUACCGGAAUAAACAAGUGGAUGAAAUACACAAUAAUGUGAAUAAUGCAACGUUUAAUGAUAUAGUAUUACGUUUUCCAAUAGCUCUCUUUUUUGUAUUGCUGCUGUUUGUCUUUGACUGAAAAACAGAGGCAAUUUAAAUUAUUUUGAUACAAUUUUUGCAGAAAUAAAUGCAGUUCCUUUAGUAAUAUGUUGUCAGACCGGCCUGUGGAGGAAAGCCAUAGAGCACCCCCAACCCCUGAGCACCUCAAUGUUGUUUUUUUCAAUAAAGAAUGUACAGAAACGGAACAAAGCAAGCACAGCGAGGCAUGUAACAUGAUUUGUGUCGAUUAAUUAGUGCUAAUAAUGUCCUCAGAUGGACAAUUAAACACCCCCCUGUGUGUUUGUGUCUUGGGUACUUGGAGUGCUGAGCAGCUAACGGUGACGUCACCUCCAGCCGUGCUGCCUUCACAGGCUCCGCGUUUUUUUUCAGCUAUAUUUUUACCUGUUUUGAUCAUUUACACAUAUUUAGUAAUGGGGGAUACUGAAUAAGAAUGAUGUAUUGUGUUUUUUUAUUGUGCACCCAAGUGUGACGUGUUCCCAGAUUUGUAAGCAACCGUGACGCAAGGAAUUUAAUGG
Molecule: messenger RNA, 10622 nt
Organism: Entelurus aequoreus (snake pipefish)
Lineage: Eukaryota; Metazoa; Chordata; Actinopteri; Syngnathiformes; Syngnathidae
Product: ATP-dependent DNA helicase Q5-like
Exons: 19
Coding region: 36-2963 (975 amino acids)
Biological process (GO): double-strand break repair via homologous recombination
Cellular component (GO): chromosome; cytoplasm
Molecular function (GO): 3'-5' DNA helicase activity; ATP binding; nucleic acid binding
Source: RefSeq, a predicted model, not a curated record